AGAGAGAACUCGGGGAGGUGAGUAAUCGGGGUGCAACCGGGCUGCAUGGCAACGCGGGCUGUGGCUGUUCCCGUUCAAUAGGACACGAAACCCGGAUUCCAUGGUGAAUGUGAAACAUGGCAGCGGGGGAAAGCGUCAAGUACUUCACUGGUUUCAGCACGGAUAUCAACUGGCGCUCGACGAAGCUCGUCAGCAGCUUGCAGCGCAUUCGCUCGUGCAGUCUGUGCGGUGUCGUUCCGAAUGAAACUCAAGUGUUGCCAUGUUCUCACGGUUUUUGUGCGUCGUGCUACCAGAUGAUCCGCCAAAGGAAUCUGUGCUGCCCCAUAGAAGGGCUUGCGUUCACCGAAAGUCAGGUAAAUGUUAUGGAAUUCCCGGAAGAACAUCUACUCACUCGUCAGGUUCAUUGUUGGAAUGCGGAUAACGGCUGCCAGUUCGUCGGUUCCUUACUAGAAGUCAACGCUCAUUUUCAUCGGGAGUGCUCUUUUCAUCACGUGAUAUGCACGAGGUGUAAUAGCUGCGUCUUGAGGCGUAACAUUCUCGACCAUUACGAGCAAGGUUGUAGGAAAGAGAAUGACGGAGUGAAUGUAAUGGCGAACGAUAUCUUACGAAGCAGCAAAGCCACGGAAGCCAUUUUGACGCGGCUGGCACACAUCCAAGCUUCUCUUCAAGAUAACAUCAACAAGCUCUCUGGGGAAGCGCUAACUGGAAUACGUGACGUGAAAUCAUCCGUUGCGAUACAAGCCCGGAAGCUGAACGAGAUCAAAGAGAAACAGGCCCAGCUCCAUCAGUCGUGUUCGGUCAGUUUAAAAAACUUGGACUCCUCCGUACACAGCAUGCCGGCGGUAAUUCGUCAUCGUGAUUGGGUCAGGAAGCUGGCGUCUGCGGUCUUCAAUAUCUCAAGUUCCAAAAUAUGUUGGGUCGUUACCGAUAUUGAGAAGCAUAGGAGCGAUGCACGACAGAGUCCCGUCCAAGUGGUCAGCGAUAAGUUCCUCUUAGCAAACUACACGGCCCGGCUCUGCCUCAAGUUCAUUCGGGACGGAGGCAACGUUGACAUGCACCUCUUCUUCAAUAUCUGUCGGGGUCCGGAUGAUGAUAGUUUGGAGUGGCCCUUUAUUCUGCCUUUGCGGAUCUCUCUGAUUCAUCCGAAGGACCGCCAGAAAACGAAGGCGAGAGGGAUCGAUCCUCCUACGAGCUCUUACCCUCACUGUUAUUAUCGUCCCGUUGAGGAUAAUAACACGGGUGAAGGUGGCAUCGUGUGUAACGGUGAUAAUCUCGAUGACUUUAUCGUCAGCAACUCCCUCCUGUUAUCCGCUGAACUACGCGCAGGUGGCAUUCUUUGACGUAGCUCAAGCAUCAUGGUGUGUGCAAGAUGGGUGCAAAUCUGCAUCUCAAUAAAGUUUUAUUUCAAAUGGGGAA
Ornithodoros turicata is the source of this 1416-nucleotide messenger RNA. RefSeq names its product TNF receptor-associated factor 2-like. The transcript has a single exon. NCBI's taxonomy places the organism in Eukaryota, Metazoa, Arthropoda, Arachnida, Ixodida, Argasidae. Bases 117 to 1340 code for a protein of 407 amino acids. Gene Ontology annotation, molecular function: protein binding. The record is from RefSeq and is a predicted model, not a curated record.